UAAUGACGCCCUCUGACGUCACUUCAGCACCGUAGAGGAGAAACAGCUCCUUCCGCUGGACCGAUGGAGCCGAACCUGUGAUCAUCCGAUGGAGCUCGAUAGGAUUCACGCGAAAUCAGACCGUGGGAGAAAGAGAUAGAGGAGAACGCGCGUGGAUAGUGCGUCUAACGCGGAGCUGAGAGGACAACAUCGCAUCCCGCCCGUCACCUGACAACGCGCGCGACAACAGCAACCCGCGGAGAUUCGCUGUGUUGAGGACCACCGCUGCUUCGGAGCGACUGUUCAGAGGUGUUCUUCUUCAGGGUGGGUGGGUAAAUAAGCGGGCCACCCCACACCUUCUGCCCCCAUGGCUUGUGUCCAUGAGCAACACGCCCCAUCCCCCUCCCUCUCAGGGUUCAGCACCCCUCUCUCCGAUCCCCCUUUCUGUCGGCCGGAUCCCGAGGUGCCUGCAAGCACUCCGGACACCGAACUGACCCCGACCCAGUGCGUUCUGCGCAACGUGCUCUCCAUCGAUCCCGUCGGGGGUGGGAGUGCCAACCACACCCAUAGCAACAGCCCCACCCUGAGCGACGAGCCCGCCAACUUCUCCAAUAGCGUGCUGAAGCUACAGGAGGGCGGAGCUGAGGGCGGAGCCGUGCGCAACCAGUCGGACAGCUUCAGACUGCAGGCGGGCGGCGGGGGCUUCCUGGAGGGUUUGUUUGGAUGUUUAAAGCCGGUGUGGACGAUGAUUGGCAAGGCUUACUCUACAGAGCACAAGCAGAGUCAGGAGGAAUUGUGGGAGGUCCCGUUCGAGGAGAUCUCGGAGCUGCAGUGGGUGGGCAGUGGGGCGCAAGGGGCAGUUUUUCUGGGCAAGUUCCACGGCGAGGAGGUGGCUGUGAAAAAAGUCAGAGACAUCAAAGAGACUGAAAUCAAACAUCUGCGCAAACUCAAGCACCCCAACAUCAUCACCUUCAAGGGCGUGUGCACACAGGCUCCGUGUUACUGUCUCAUCAUGGAGUACUGUGCUCAGGGACAGCUGUAUGAAGUGCUGCGAGCCGGCAGAAAGAUCACACCGUCACUGCUGGUGGACUGGGCCAUGGGCAUCGCCGGAGGAAUGAACUACCUCCACCUUCACAAGAUCAUCCACAGAGAUCUCAAAUCACCAAACAUGUUGAUCACACACGAUGAUCUGGUGAAGAUCUCAGACUUCGGCACGUCUAAAGAACUCCGAGAUAAGAGCACCAAGAUGUCAUUUGCUGGCACCGUGGCCUGGAUGGCACCCGAGGUCAUUCGAAAUGAACCCGUGUCUGAGAAAGUGGAUAUCUGGUCAUUUGGUGUUGUGCUGUGGGAGAUGUUGACCGGUGAGAUCCCGUAUAAAGACGUGGACUCCUCCGCCAUCAUAUGGGGCGUCGGAAACAACAGCCUGCAGCUUCCACUUCCAGAAAGCUGCCCGGACGGAUUCAAGAUCCUCCUCAGACAGUGCUGGAACUGCAAACCCAGGAACAGGCCGUCAUUCAGACAGAUUCUGUUGCAUUUGGACAUCGCCUCUGCAGACGUGCUGUCUACACCACAGGAGACAUACUUCAAAUCACAGGCGGAGUGGCGUGAGGAGGUGAAGCAGCACUUUGAGAAGAUAAAGUCUGAGGGAACGUGUCUUCAUCGUCUGGAUGAAGAGUUGAUAAACCGCCGUCGAGAGGAGCUCAGACACGCUCUUGACAUCAGAGAACACUAUGAGAGAAAACUGGAGAGAGCUAAUAAUCUUUACAUGGAACUGAAUGCCGUCAUGCUACAGCUGGAGCUCAAAGAGAAAGAGCUGCUCCGGAGAGAACAGUGUCUGGACAAGAAAUAUCCCAGCCUCUUCAAACAUCACCCCUCAACCACAGUAGACAAACUCAUCAAGAAGCGAAGUGUCCCGCAGAAACUGCCCACCCACGGCAAGAGGCCGGAUCUCCUGAGGUCAGAGAUCAUUCUGCCUAAGAUGGACGCUGGCGUGCUCCAGGUGAACGUCCCACCCUGUGCCAAACCCACCUCGCCGAGCCGCGCUCGCAGGGUGAAAACACGCCACCGGAGGAGCGGCCGAGGCAGCAGCGGGGAUCUCUCAGCCGCCAAACAUUCAUCUGCCCCUCCCAGCCGAGAGAGAGAGCCCACCCUGCCCAGCGCCCCCACGCCCGCUCCACCCCUCGUCGAAACAGCUCCAGGGACCGCGGCGGGGGAGGGUCAGCUGGAGCCGCCCCCGUUAAAGCUGUCCUCCUCCAGCCCCGAUCUGCUGUGCUCCACCCGCCGCGUGGAAGACGGGGUCAGCGGAGCCGUCGCGACCGAAGCCCUGGGCGGAGAAACGGCGGGUGGGGCCGAAGCCGGGGCGGGCUUAGAUGAGACUCCGCCCAGAAGUGACACGGCGAGCGAGGACGCGGCUUCGCUGCCGUUCUCCAGCAGUCCUGACUCGCCCUGCUGCGGCAGAAGUGGAGCUGUGGGCCGCGCUCAUGCAGAGGAGAGAGAGGAGGGCACCGGAGCCAUUCGGUUACCCAGAGGAUCCAGCGGAAGUCACCUGACCCCAUCUGCCAUCCUGUACAGAGCUGCCAUCACACGCAAACAGCGGCGUGGCGUCUCAUCUGAAGAAGAGGAGGGUGAGGUGGACAGUGAGGUUGAGUUACCAAGACGACGCCGGCCAACCAGUAUCACCAAAUGUCAGUCAGUGUCCACCUUCAGUUCAGAGAAUCUGUCCGUGUCAGAGGGGGAGGAGGGUCACACCACUGACCACUCCCACAGCGGCACGCCCGACGUGGUCAGCACCAAUACAGACGAGCGUCUGGAUGACCGCAGCGAUGACCUCAUCUCUCAGGGCUCAGAGAUCCCGGCUGACAUCACCGAGCCUACGCUGUCUGAAAGAGAAGCUGCCGCCCUCGAGCUGGAGAGAGCCAACUUUGACCUGGAGCAAAACAUCCUGGAGACUCGUGCUCUGUGUGAGGAUUCGGACUGUGACAGCGCUGAACUGGACCAGUCAGGGAGCGGAGAGCCCAGUCGUCCACCGAGCGCCGGAGGCUGGGGUCAGGCCCCUCAAAACUGAACCAGCACACACGCUGACUCUCACUGACACCCUGCCGAGCUGACCAACACAACACAACCGUGUAAAAAAGAAGAAAUCCUCGGGUCAAAACAAUGUUGUGAUUGUAAACUGCCUCAUGACCAGGGCAUCGCCACGGAAACAAACUCAUCAGGAAGAACAUCUCACCAUCGGUCCCGUGAGCUAUAGCUGUGUUUGUCUUGUUAGAUUCAUUUGUAGUGCAGAUACACACGAGCGUUCGCGUGCUAAAGAUUCAGUGUGUAGUGUUUACAUGGGGACUGACUACACAACACUAUAUGUACAGGUACAAGGUGCACGUCUCAUAUGACCGUCAUGCCCUGAAUAUCAUGUAAAUAUACAGUACAUUUAGGACACACACACUGUAACUCACGACCAUAAAGAGGGUUAAAUGUAAAUGAUUGUCCUGAUCCGACGUGAGUUCAGGCCACAGCAGAUGUGUAUCACACUGAACACAAAAGUAUACAAACACGCUGCCACUGUCCACGCUUCCGUUACCUCUUCUCUACUUUUUCUUUACUAGGGACAUGCAAUAUGUACAUCUCAACUGAUUUUAAAGAAGCACUUUUAUUUUCUGUACAAACAAAGGAAAAACACAAACAACAAUAAUAUUUAAAAAAAAAAAAUAUGUAUAUGAAUUUUAGCUUGCAAGAUGUGUAAAGUCCUGAAGAUGCAUGAUAUACAUUUUUAUGUAUUUUAAUUUUUAAAUCAAUUGUUUUUAUACAUCUAAAGAAAUGUUUGCACUUUUUUUACCUUGAAUGUGUAAUAACGUUGUGUUGCUUGUAGGCACUUUACAGUAGGAUAUACACGAUCAAAUAUUGUAUUUAUGAUACGAUAAUAAUGAGAGAUGCCCAUCUCCAGCGUAUGUUAUUAAGACAUGUUUUAAAGAAAUACCGUAAACCACGUCACCUUUCUUUUUUAAGCCAUGACUUUAGGUGUAAAUGGAGCUUUAUAUGCAGGGAGGGGUAAAGAGUAAGUGUACAAAUGUAAAAAGUGGACAAUUAUUCAAACUAUUGGAAGCCCUGUUGUGACUGAAUUAUGAUCGUUCAAAUUCUGCGAUUGGUUUACAUGGAUGUAGACAGCAAUAAUCUGACUAUGACAGUAAUCUGAAUCUGAAAAACAUAUUUCUGAUGAUUGUGAUGAUGGACACAUUUGGAAUAAGCAUGACUGAACUGACAUGUGGACUAUUUUAAUCGCAUUACUGCAGAAAUGUAAACUCUUCUUGUACAGCAAGAUCAGAUCGCUUGACAACACCUUUUACCUUCCAAUGUUUGUGAAAAUAAAAUAUAUCAGUAUAAAAUCA
This is a messenger RNA of Triplophysa rosa, 4361 nucleotides long. It is a transcript of the gene map3k12, whose product is annotated as mitogen-activated protein kinase kinase kinase 12. The transcript is spliced from 14 exons. Gene Ontology annotation, biological process: protein autophosphorylation; JNK cascade. The record is from RefSeq and is a predicted model, not a curated record. The coding region runs from base 347 to 3043 and encodes 898 amino acids. Gene Ontology annotation, molecular function: JUN kinase kinase kinase activity; ATP binding. NCBI's taxonomy places the organism in Eukaryota, Metazoa, Chordata, Actinopteri, Cypriniformes, Nemacheilidae.